Messenger RNA from Exophiala aquamarina CBS 119918, 1803 nucleotides. RefSeq lists its product as uncharacterized. Gene Ontology annotation, molecular function: DNA binding. The transcript has a single exon. NCBI's taxonomy places the organism in Eukaryota, Fungi, Ascomycota, Eurotiomycetes, Chaetothyriales, Herpotrichiellaceae. Gene Ontology annotation, cellular component: RNA polymerase III complex. The record is from RefSeq and is a predicted model, not a curated record. Gene Ontology annotation, biological process: transcription by RNA polymerase III. The coding region runs from base 1 to 1803 and encodes 600 amino acids.
AUGCCAGAAGAGCCCCCGAAAGCGCCCGCGGCUCGGACUCGAGCAGCAAAGCCUCGAGCGGGCAUUCAGCGCAAGACCAGAGAAGAACGAGAGCAGUUCGCAAGGCAAGAAGCCGAGCGACAACAGGCGCGAAAUGCCGAGGCUUCGAAGAACACGUCUACACGCGGCGGAGCUAGAGGAGGAAGAGGCGGUCGAGCUGGUCGAGCUGGCGCUGUGGGUGUUGGCGGCGUGGGCGACUCACGAGCAAGUAACACACCGGGACUGGGAGGAGGCGUUUUCGGCGCCGGUGGCGGCGGCUUGAGAUCUUCUAUGAGAUCGAGGACCGUUCCGGAAGGCUAUAGUGAGAUGAUAGUUGGGAGCCAGUCGAGUAAGAGAGCGGAUGCGGCGCUUUUGAACACGCUGGAAGGUGAAGAAGCAAAGCUAUCCGCUGGAGGCGCCGGCGGCGGCGGUGGUGGUGGUGGUGGUGGUGGUGGUGGUGGUGGUGGUGGUGGCGGCAGCAGCAGUGGGAACAGCCGAUUGACAGCAGCGACUCGACAGGCAGAAGGGGUCGACAUCGCGACGGACGAUGAGCCCGACGAAACCGAACGAGACAUCGAGCGGAUCUGGAUCUCCACCGACGAAGACGAGGACGCAAUAGUCGCAGGGAAACGCAAGCAGAAAGCGGUACAACGUCCUCCUCGCAGCGCGAACAGCCUGCGGCCUGUGAGAGCACCCCGGGCCCCUCGGGAAGAGGAAGAGUCCACAUCUGCUGGGCGCAGGAGGCUCAACACCCGAGGACCAGCGGUGGUCAAGAAAAGCGAAUCAGACAAUAUGAUCCAUGAAGUGGAAGACGAGGAUGAGCACGCCAUGGACGUUGACGAGCAGCCCUCGGCACUGGGUAAGGAACCCCACAACCGCCUGUCGAGCCCUGAGAUGCGAAGACGGAACCUGAAGAAGAGUUCGAGCGCUAGAUCAAGAGACGGCGCGCGAGGCGCGACGGAGACAAUCGAGGAGAGGGCCGAGCGCCUGAGAAUCGCGGAGGACACGCACAAACUACGAGAUAUCUUCCUUAGUCAUGGAAAUUCUCCGUCUCAUCAUCACGUGUCGCACCCUGCGAUUGCCAACGGAGACGAGAUGCACGAUGGCAACGACGUAGGAACAGAACAAGACGAGGAAGAAACGACUCUGAAAAAGGGAAAGCUGUUCCUCUUCCAGCUGCCGCCGCUGACGCCAUUCCUCUACGACCCUGCCACCGACCCUCCCGCCGAACCGGACGUCAAACAGGAACCGGGCAUGGGGGGAGAGACGAUCUCCAAGCUGCCGACGGCCACCACCGCCACCUCCUCCUCACACGGCAAAUACUCAGAUACAGGCGCGCCGGGCAACAAACCCGGAAUCAAAAAAGAAGGCGACGCUGACCCCGCCGCCUCAGUUUCAGCCUCAGCCUCAGCCUCAGCCUCCAGACACCCACUCCAGCUCGACGGCCUGCUGACGGCGUCCGAACCAACCCGCCUCCCCGCCGGGCUGGUGGGGAAACUGCGCGUGCACGCGUCCGGCAAAGUCAGCCUCGACUGGGGCGGCACGGACAUGGAGGUGCGGUACGGCACCGAGGUCGACUUCCUGCAGGACGCAGUGUUGAUCCAGACCAAGAAGCAGAAGGGAGAUCAGCAGGGCAAUCGCGAUGGUGAGGCGGCGGCGGCGGCGGUGGAGAAGGCCGAGGACGACGAGCAUCUUGAUCUCAGGACCAGCGGGAAGACGUAUGCCCUAGGCCAGGUGCGCCGCAAGAUGGUUCUGAUUCCGGAUUGGGCCAGGUUGUACGAUUGA